AUGUUGCCAGCCGUUCGCACAAAAAUACACUGGGAUCAGGUUCUCAACACUGCUUCGUCGCUCAGAGACCAAUCUUGCGCCUCUUCGGACCGCCACGAGUUCUUCGGCACAUCGUUUACCGCAUUGCAUUUGAGGAUGACACAUGCUGGGCAACUUAAUAUCUCUUACGAAAACAUUCCUGUCGAGACGAUGCGAUACGUCAAAAACAUUUUGCCUGAGACGCCAAUUGCCACUUGGUCGGACAGCGAGGAUGGCGAUGGAGCAGGUCGAUUCAAACCACCACCACCACCACUCCUGACUAGCUCUCGCCUUCCUCUAAUUCUCCUAUGGAUCUCGCCUUUCCUCGGAUGUUCGCCUCCUCAUGCCACUCCUCAUGCCUACGCAUUACAGCCUAGGCGAGCCAACCAUUCCCGUUCCCCAAGUCAGGUAUCGCCACGGUCACAUCUCCUAUUGUGUGGUGGCCAUGAGCCUAAGCGUAGUAAAGUAGCCGCAUCCCUUGCCUGGGACUGCCACUGGAUGAAGGUUGACUUGGUUUCAACAUGGUGCCCAAGUGGCUUUGUCUGUCUUGCGGCGCGUUUGGUCUCAUCGAUGCACGGUGCUUUCAAUUCUGGCGGCGUCUUUCAUCCGACGGCGAUCUUUUCUCUAAGCGUGGUGUUUUUGACUUGGCGGGCCCAUGCGCUUAUUAACAACCACUCGCUGCGCCACACAUGUCCUAAAGCAUCCUGGGUACUGGUGUUACCCAGGUGUGGAAAGUCGCCCCUUCAUGGGGGCGUGGGCAGGCAGAUGCGUGAUUGCACACCUGGACGAUUGUUGGGGGCCUUCCUCGAAGGUCUCAGGCAUCAUCUCACCAGACGUGGCACCGCUGACAACGGUGAAGCGGCGAUGCGGAUGCUUCAACUCUGGGUUCCACUCCAAACACCUCCAACCGCAUCUCUACGCGCUUUACCUUUGGCCAGCGUGUUACAUUCUUGA
Messenger RNA from Laccaria bicolor S238N-H82, 972 nucleotides. RefSeq lists its product as uncharacterized. The record is from RefSeq and is a predicted model, not a curated record. The coding region runs from base 1 to 972 and encodes 323 amino acids. The transcript has 9 exons. Lineage: Eukaryota; Fungi; Basidiomycota; Agaricomycetes; Agaricales; Hydnangiaceae.